AUGGCGAGCUCGUCCUUCCCCUUUCCCACAUGCGCGCAUAAGAAGUGCCUGGGCAGCACAGCGAGGAGUCCCAGACCAGAGAGCAAUCCUGCUGUGUACCAGUCAUCCAUGUCAUCUAGGAGUAAUUCGAAGAGGUUGCCUUCAGAUGACAAUGUUGCCUCUGAUGGAGGACUCCGAAGACGAGAGAUUUAUCUGAACGGACCUUCCCUGGAGCGUGCUUCCAAGCGUACCACCGAGGGUGUUCUAUCCCCUUCAAGCAUGAAAAACCCAAAUAAGAGCAAAGGGACCAACCAGUUGCAUUCCGAGGCGUCGGGAAGUAAUUCAAGAAAGAGUGAGAGCAGGCAUGUGAUACAUGUGUCUGCGGGGAAUGAUGAUUUAUCAACCACUCAAAAACCGAGGAAAGUGAAGCUCAAAAUUGGUGGAAUCAGUCGGACUAUACCAGCAAAACCAAAUCCUAAUUUACCAGAUUCCAGGUCUUCAGCUGCAAAGCCUACACAGCUGGGAGAUUCAUGGCACCGGCAAAAGCACGGUAAUCAGACUGAAGGCGCAAAAGAUAAAAGUAGGUUACCCUCUUCUCAAGACAAGAAAACAAAAAAACUGAGGACAAUUGAAGAUACCUUCACUCCGGAACAACCUGCCAAAGUUCAGAGAGAAUCAUCUUCAGAUCCUGUCCGGAAGAGUAGGAGGAUUGCUAAGAAAUCAAACUUUGACAGUGAAUUUGACGAGGAAUAUGAUGCAAGUACUCUUGAAAAUCUUGGAGCUUCUAAUGUUAAUGAUGGUCAUGGUCGUGAUUCUAAAAACAAAGGAGGAAGUAACUCAAAGAAUAAUGCCUCAAAGAAAGAUAGAAGUAGGAGCACAGUUUAUGAGGUUGAUAAUGAUUUUGCUACACCCCAAUCAAAUAGAGAUGGGAAGAAAAGGUUGAGAGAUAAUUCUGUUGCUGAUGCUGAUAAUACUGAAGAGGAACUGGCCUCUGAUAGCGAACUCGAACCCGGAAACAAGAAGCAGAAGGCAGUCACUGAGUCACCUGCCAAUGUUAAGAUUGAACCUCUCACGACACGUCGCCGAGCCCUCCAGUCAUGGAUGGAUGGGAACAGCAACAGUACCGUUGAGUUCCCUGACGGUUUACGAGCAGCUUCCUCAAGAAGCAAGAAGGAAAAGCUCUCUGAUGCAGAGAUGCUCGCCAAGAAGGCUGAGGCCGCUCAACGGCGCAAGUUGCAAGUGGAGAAAGCCACAAAAGAAAGCGAGGCUGAAGCUAUAAGGAAAAUAUUGGGCCUGGAUACCGAGAAGAAGAAAGAAGAGAGGAAGCAAAAGGAGCGAGAAGAGAAGGAGAAGGCAGCCAGGGCGGAAGAACUAGCCAGAAACUCCAUCCGCUGGGUCAUGGGCCCCACGGGCACGGUGGUUUCGUUCCCUGAUUCUGUAGGCCUCCCCAGCAUCUUCAACUCCAAGCCCUGCAGCUACCCUCCCCCACGUGAGAAGUGCGCCGGACCGUCGUGCACGAACGUGUACCGGUACAGGGACUCGAAGCUGAAGCUCCCCCUCUGCAGCCUGGAGUGCUACAAAGCCGUCCGUGGGAACGCUUGAUUCUGAACGUGCUGGAGUUGUGCCGAGCUCCUGUUUCCGCAGCCGCGUCCUGGGCUGGUCCAUGCACAGUCGAAAAAUAAGAGAGAGAGGAUGGUCACUCCUCCUGACGAUGCAAAAAUUUGUUGUUUGUUCCAAUAAGAGCAUGCUCAUCGCGUGCAGUCAUGCAUAGUUACAGUUAGAUCUGCGGGUAAAAGUGUUUCUCUGGUACUGCACCAGUUUGUUUACUGAUCCAUCAGUUGUACUGAACUAGAUGAUGUCUAAGUAGAUAUUACAAAUACAUAUAUAGAGAGAAAAUUGCAGAACAA
Messenger RNA from Lolium perenne, 1886 nucleotides. Lineage: Eukaryota; Viridiplantae; Streptophyta; Magnoliopsida; Poales; Poaceae. The record is from RefSeq and is a predicted model, not a curated record.